CAGUGCCCGUAGGCUUUGAUCGUAAUAGAUAAAAAAAAAAAAGAUGGGUUGGUGGAAGGUGGAAGGCGUUGCGUACAAACCCCUUGACGACGCUGAUUUCGACAGUCGCAGCGAUCAAAUGUACAUCUCUCCCGAUGUUAAAGCACCGAGAAUGGCAGGUGUAUUGGUGAAGAUCUUCGCCUGGUUUGUGGAGGUCCCGGUUCUGGGUAUGUUGCUGGUAUAUUUUGUUAAGAGGAAAAACUUCAUCAAUAAGUUCGUAACGGAGGCACGGCUCGAGGAAUCACCCAUGUUCAUUCCUUCUCACUCCUUUCAUCAUGAUUUCGAAGAAAAACAAGUGAAAAACGUAGAUCACGAUUCUUCCCCUUCAAAACGAGUGAAAGAAGCUGUAGAUUGCCUGCCUUGGGACACAAGAAACUCAACGGAAGGGACAGAAGUUGGGUUUCGCCACUGGACAGUACUUGACUAUGCAAGAGCCUAUUCCUCAGGAGACAUAACUCCUACGAUGGUUGCCGAGAGGUUUAUAGCAUCCGUUAAAGAAUCCGACGGCUCGAAUCUGGAAAUGUCGUUCUUCGUCAGCUGUGAUGCGAGCGACAUUCUGAAACAAGCUAAGGAGUCAACUCUCAGAUAUAAAAAAGGAGAGCAAAUCUCUGUUCUUGAUGGAGUUCUUGUCGCUGUCAAAGACGAGAUCGACUGUCUUCCAUAUCCAACCACAGGAGGAACGAAGUGGCUGCAAAGAUUCAGACAGUGCAGUAGGGAUGCAUGUUGCGUUGAGCGGCUAAGGCAAUGUGGAGCCAUACUCGUAGGAAAGACAAAUAUGCACGAGCUUGGCGCUGGAACAAGCGGCAUCAAUCCUCAUUACGGGGCAACAAGAAAUCCGUACAACAGAGUUAGGAUUAGCGGAGGAUCUUCAAGUGGGUCUGCUGCCGUCGUGGCUGCGGGAUUGUGCCCAGUUGCCCUCGGUGUCGAUGGCGGAGGAUCUGUGAGAUUGCCUGCAGCACUUUGCGGCAUUGUUGGAUUUAAACCGACCUUUGGCCGUAUUCCGCAUUCGGGAGUCAUUCCUUUGAACUGGACGCUUGGAAUGGUCGGAGUUCUUGCAGCCACGGUAGAGGACGCGUUCAUCGUAUACACAGCCAUUAGCGGUCAGCUUCCAUCAGAAGAGCCGAUAACUUCACCGCGGCGAUUGUCGUUUCCGAUGCUGAACUCAACGACGGGAAUCACAGACAUCCGACUGGCAAAAUAUGAAAAGUGGUUCAAUGACUGCAGCAGUGACAUAAGACUAUGUUGUUCCGAAGCUCUGCUUCGGCUCUGUGAAAACUACAACUGGAAGACCGUCGAGGUGUCGAUACCAGACAUAGAAGCGAUGCGUCUUGCUCACUAUCUGACUAUGGGUACUGAAUGUAUCGCUUCGCUCAGCUCAUAUCUCGGGAAAAUAAACUACUCCGAACUUGGAUGGGACGUGAGAGUGGCUCUCGGUUUAUAUGGCGCUUUCAGCGGCAAAGACUAUGUGAUGGCUCAGAAAAUGAGGAACCGUCAGAAGCAAAUUCAUCGGAGAAUAUUUGAGAAGGCCGAUGUUAUCGUUGUGCCGACAACCGGUGUAACUGCUUACCCGAUUCUGGAUGAUGCUCUUCAGACAGGUGAACUUGACUACAUCAACGGAGCUGCACUGGUUCAGUAUCAGAUAGCCGGAAAUUUUCUCGGGUUACCCGCUGUAACUGUUCCGGUUGGAUACGACAAAGACGGUUUGCCAAUCGGUAUUCAGUUCAUAGGGAAGCCUUGGUCUGAAGCAACACUUAUUCAUCUCGCGUUCGCGAUGCAGGUCUUGUGCCGGCAAGACUGCAGAAAACCGGAGGUUUACUAUGAUCUGCUCAACAAUAACUAAUACAGCGGAGAGGUUUGUGUUGAAAACGGUUGCCUGUCUGAAAAUAAGAUUGUGUUUCGGCCCAUCGCAUGAAAACACUCGGACUAUGUCCCUUUAUAACAUUCAGAUGAUGCUCGUGUUUCUGUUCUAAGUCCUGCAAAGUUGCAAACUUGUAAUACGUAGAUGCAACAUACCCCGAAAGUAAAUAAACCGAUAUCUGUAAGCAACAAGAAGGCAGUUGAUGAGAUGAAAAGGGUAUUAUUUUUCGA
This is a messenger RNA of Tarenaya hassleriana, 2127 nucleotides long. Its product is annotated as fatty acid amide hydrolase-like. The coding region runs from base 44 to 1879 and encodes 611 amino acids. The record is from RefSeq and is a predicted model, not a curated record. The transcript is spliced from 20 exons. Gene Ontology annotation, molecular function: catalytic activity. Lineage: Eukaryota; Viridiplantae; Streptophyta; Magnoliopsida; Brassicales; Cleomaceae.